AUGGUGUCGCUGCGUGACGCGGCUGAUGUCCACAGGUGUGGCGGCGUCCUGAUAGAUCGAGGCUGGGUACUGACUGCCGCACACUGCAUCGAUCCUAGAGACCAGGCAUCACUGGGACUAACUCCAGUGACUGUCAUCGGUGACUGUAACCUUCGAGACUUGAAAACCAAGAACGAGAAUGGGGUGAUCAAGGCCGUCCGUCCUGAGAGUGCAUUCAUACAUGAGGGUUACACUGACAGUUCUGAUGUUGGGAAUGACAUCGCACUGCUAAGACUGAGAGAAAUCGACAGACCCAGGCAGACACCAGUUGCCUUGCCCUCUCGAGACUGGAAGCUGGCAGGCGGUGUAAACCUUGUGGCCCUUGGCUGGGGGGAUGGGAAAAUAGCAGAACUGCAACAAGCCCCCAACCUUCUUUUCAUUGAGAACAAAUUCUGCAAUGAUCCUGAUUUGUGGAAUGGCAUCGUCAGCGAUUCGAUGAUGUGCGCAUUUUCUUCCGGGCAAGAUGUCUGCAAAGGCGAUGGUGGUGGGCCCCUGCUGGAGGGACACUCCCCCAACGGCAACGUGUCAGCAGGCUUCGCCUCAGCGGACAUCCUAGUGGGCAUCACUUCCUUUGGCAUGUUUGCAGAUGAGACGGGCCAGCGUGUGGAGUGUGGCAGCUCCAGCAAGCCCAGCGUGUUCACCAAAGUGAGCAGCUUCCUGGAUUGGAUCGAAGCCAAGAUGAAGAUCAAGGUCUCUGGGGGGGCUGGGGUGGGGUAG
This is a messenger RNA of Ostreobium quekettii, 756 nucleotides long. NCBI's taxonomy places the organism in Eukaryota, Viridiplantae, Chlorophyta, Ulvophyceae, Bryopsidales, Ostreobiaceae. The record is from the annotation of a GenBank genome assembly.